Cloeon dipterum is the source of this 4306-nucleotide messenger RNA. Its product is annotated as lysosomal alpha-glucosidase-like. Bases 300 to 3401 code for a protein of 1033 amino acids. The record is from RefSeq and is a predicted model, not a curated record. Gene Ontology annotation, molecular function: carbohydrate binding; alpha-1,4-glucosidase activity. The transcript has 17 exons. Lineage: Eukaryota; Metazoa; Arthropoda; Insecta; Ephemeroptera; Baetidae. Gene Ontology annotation, biological process: carbohydrate metabolic process.
UUGAUUAUCUUCAAUGGCAGGAACAGGUUUAGUUUGGUUGGCAGCUUUAGAAACAGCUGGACUCCGAUUCCCCCGGCCGUUAUCGAUCAAAAGAGCAGCAGCGCAAAAGGAGCAAGAAAGACGCUGCACACGGCUGAAAAAGCUUCGGUGGUUGUAAAAUUUUGCAAUCCGCAUUUAAAGGUGACCUUAAACUGGGUAAGUCCGGCACGGAGAACGCACAGCUCGCCAAGAAGUCUGUCGACGCUGUCCAAUGUUUACUGGGUGAGGAUCAGCCAAAGCCCGUGUCCACCCGUAGCAUCAUGCGGGACAGCGUUAAAAACCUAUUGCGCCAGAUUAAGGACCUGCGAGGAGGAGGCAGUUUUAAAAGCAAUGGAAGUAAUGCUGCCGACAUAUCUCAAGACUUCUCCAGUCACGAGGAAAGCAGAAUCUCUGACCGAGAACCCAUCUCGACAGCCUCUGAUCUCAACAGGGUCGACCUGUCAAACGACCCAGACUUUGACCCAUUCCCCGAUGAAGAGGAAAUUUUGACUGGCAACUCGAAAAGGUGCCUAAUCAUUGUCGGCUCACUUUUCAUCGUGUGUUGCCUGGCUUUGCCAACUGCCAUCAUUGCCCAUCACAUGCUGUCCAGCAAGAAUCUCAGUCACUCCUAUGCCGACUGCAAGUUCUUCGGAGACCUCAGGCUGCAGAACAAAUACCUUCGGAAAAAACUGGCUCCAACCAACUAUGACGAAAUAGAAGAACCCUUGGCACUCCCUGUUGAAAAAGAGACGAAAGUUCUGAAGGCUCCCACUGCAGCCAGCUUCUGUACAGGCAUCCCACCUGCCAGAAUGUUUGAUUGCUAUCCUGAGAGUGGAGCGACCAAGGACAAGUGUGAGGCUAGGGGCUGUUGCUGGAUGCCCAGAAGACCGGCCAGCAAGGGAAACCAAGGACUUCAUAAGAGCCUUGAGGUUCCAUACUGCUUCUACCCUCAGAAUUUUGGAGGCUACAAGUAUGUCAAUGUAACGGAAGCUCAAUGGGGUCUCACAGCUUACAUGCAGCGCGAGUUUUUCUCGCCAUACCCUGACGACGUACCCUUGCUUAGGAUGGACAUCAAAAUGGAAUCUAAGGAGCGUUUGCGCAUUAAAAUCUAUGAUCCAUAUCACCAGCGCUUUGAACCUCCAUACCCUGAGGUGCCAAAGGUCAAGGGUAAAGCAUCAAAGAGAGAUUAUGACGUUGUGAUUGACCCUGCUAAAUUCGGUUUCAAAAUUGUGAGGAAGAAGACUAACUGCACAAUCUUUGACACAGCAUCAACUGAAGGUUUCACUUUUGCAAACCAGUUUAUACAAAUUUCCUCCCUUCUGCCAACACAUUUGAUCUAUGGGCUUGGUGAGCAUCGAUCAACUCUGAGACUGUCUACUCACUGGGAACGCUUCACACUCUUCACCCACGAUUCUGUGCCCCAAGAGAGGACAAAUUUGUAUGGAAGUCACCCCUUUUACCUGAUGUUGGAGGAAUCUGGUAAAAGUCAUGGAGUCUUUCUGCUCAACAGCAAUGCUAUGGAUGUCAUUCUGCAACCGGCGCCAGCGAUCACAUUUAGAACCAUUGGAGGAAUCCUUGAUUUUUUCUUCUUCCUUGGGCCCAACCCUGCUGACGUCAUUUCUCAAUACACUGAAGUGAUUGGCAGGCCUUACAUGCCUCCUUACUGGGGCUUGGGAUACCAUCAGUGCAGGUUUGGGUACAAGACACUGGCUAAGACAAAAGAGGUUCUUCAGCGCACUAUUGAUGCUGGCAUUCCUAUAGACACCCAAUGGAAUGACUUGGAUUACAUGCAACGAGGAAAUGACUUUACUUGGGACUCAGAGCUGUUUGCAAAGUUGCCAGAGUUUGUGGACGAUUUGCACAAGGCUGGUCGCCAUUAUGUUCCCUUAAUUGAUGCUGGCAUUGCAUCUGGAGAGCCAAAAGGAAGUUACGCGCCCUACGACAGAGGAAUGGAACUUGAUAUUUUUGUCAAGAAUCAGUCAGGCCUGCCAUUUGUUGGCAAAGUUUGGAACAAAUAUGCCACUGUUUGGCCAGACUUCACAAAUCCAAACACUGUUGAUUAUUGGCUUAAUGAGUUGGGACGUCUUCACAGCCUACUAAAGUUUGAUGGAGCUUGGAUUGACAUGAAUGAGCCAUCAAAUUUUUAUGAUGGCCAAAAAGACGGCUGUCCUGACAACCAGUGGGAAAACCCGCCAUAUCUUCCUGCAGUUCAAGGUGGAAAACUGAGCUAUAAGACAAUGUGCAUGUCUGCAAUUCAGUUUGCCGGGAUGCACUAUGAUGUCCACAACCUGUUUGGCUACACUGAAUCAAUUGUCACCAGUUUUGCAAUGGCCGAAAUCAGAGAGCGGAGACCAUUUGUUAUUUCAAGGUCAACAUUUGCAGGCCAAGGUCACUUUGCUGGGCACUGGAGUGGAGACGUUGCUUCCACCUGGUAUGACAUGCGGAAAACUCUUCCCCAGUUGCUGAGUUUCAGCAUGUUUGGCGUUCCACUCAUGGGUGCAGAUAUUUGCGGAUUCAAUGGAAACACCACAGCCGCCUUGUGCCAGCGUUGGGUGCAACUUGGCGCUUUCUACCCAUUCUCCAGAAAUCACAACACUGAUGAUGGAAUCGACCAAGAUCCAGUUUCUCUGGGUCCAGAAGUAGCUGAAUCUGCUCGUGUAGCCUUGAAGAUCCGCUAUUCUCUUUUGCCGUACCUUUAUGGACUCUUCUGGCAAGCAACUAUCAGUGGUACAACUGUCGCCAGACCUCUUUUCUUUGAAUACCCUCACGACACCCAGACGCACGACAUAGAUGAGCAAUUUUUGUGGGGUUCUGCCAUCAUGUUUGUACCUGUUCUGGAUGAGGGAAAGACUACAGUUUCGGCCUACUUGCCAAAAGGUAGCUGGUAUGAUUUCUACAACUUGCAGCUGCUUCAGGCUGACGUUGGUACCGGCGAAUGGAGACAACUGCAAGCUCCCCUUGGCAUAAUUCCUAUUUUGCUUCGAGGAGGAAAUGUAAUCCCCAUGCAAGCUGCAAAUCUUACAACAACAGACAGUCGGAAAAAUCCAGUGGAGCUCCUGGUUGUUCCUGACGUUGAAGGAUCUGCAUCUGGAAUAUUUUACUGGGACGACGGCGAUUCCUUGAACACUUUUGUCGAAGGACACUACAGCCUGGCCAACUUCACUUCUGGCUGGGGUUGGUUCCAAAGUACCCCUCAAUGGUGGGGUUACCAAGAGAAGUUGACUUUGGGAAAAGUGACUUUCCUAGACGUCGCUUCAAACGUAACUUCGGUCACACUAAACGGAAAGGCUGCAGCGUUCACAUGCGUCUUGGAAAGCAAGCUGCUGAUUGUUCACGACAUAAAUAUUGCUUUGAGUUAUCCCAUUUCAAUCCAUUGGAAGUAGAGAAUCUGCAUUCAAAUGCACAGUGCGAAUGUUGUGGGAGUAAGUAUUUCCUCGCGAGAUAGAGAGCUGCCAGUCGUCUUGACGUUAUUUCAAAACAUUGUCAUUUAUUAGCAAUUAUCUCUGUGCCAUAUUCUUUUUUUUUAAUUUUCAUUUUGAUCAAAACAAAUAUCUGCUCUUCUGUUUUUGAUGUUUGGAUUUGUAAGCAUUCUUAGGCAAGUAAGGAAUCACGAAAGAUCCCAAAAGUGGGAAGUAUGUAGAUUUGCAUGAGGCAGGGAAUCCUGGCUGGCAUAAAGUGUAUUUGGAUCGCUUCAGAUAUUUUGGAAGGAUUGCUAAGCAAAAUUUGCGGCCAACUUUCUUGUAAAAUCGAGAGUAUCUCUUGGAAUUGCACAACUUCUCAUGCACGACAGUUAGACAAGACUGAUAAAUUUUAAGAUUGCACUUUAUGACAGCCCCAAAGAACUGUUCCUGAAUGAAGCUCACUGUUGACCUACUUGAGUAAUAACUUCACAUUUAACAAAUUUAUGAGAUGUUAUCUGUUAAUAUGGUUGUCUUAACACUAUUGGAAAUAAAUGAGUGAGCGUUCUGAUGGCUCUGAAGAUUGUAUACUCUGUGGAAAAUAAAAUACAAUGUUGCAGGGAUAUUGAAUUAUGGUAACUAAUACAUGUUCAAUUUUUAAGAAGCUUUUCAACAAGAAUCACAGUUUGUGCUUUUUGAAAGAAAAUUUUGUUUGUGCACCAUGAGCUGGCUCUGCUGAGCAUUAGGCCAAUUUAAAAACUUGAUUUUAUUCAAAGAAGGGUUUUGAGAUUUUUAUGCAUAUAAUGAUUGAUUAAAAUAGGCCUCAUAGUUUAUAAGUUUUGCGUGCUGUAUACUUGAUUGAAUAAAUUGGCUGCGAUUAUUUUACGUGA